AUGGCAACAGUCUGUCUCGACAUCCAGAUCUUUUACAACCCCACUGUAGCGACAGGCCCCGAGCCUGCGAGCCGCGGUCCUCUGGUUCGGAAGGGGAAGCCUUCUGCAGCUAUCUUUGGGGCACCUUUACAUCCGCCACCGCCGCUCCAGGAUGCGCACGAUCCUCAACACAGCAGUGCUGGGAAGUCACAAGACAAUGCGGUCCUGAUCGCCAGUGGUGGCGAGUCUGAUGACGAUCUCGACGAUGGCCGAUCCAACGCGUCUUUCCCGCCGCUUGAGGAGCUACUAGCAGUUGCACAUAAUAAGGUUAAAUCCCGUAGUGCUAGCACAGGCAAAAGUGUCGACGGCAAAAGUGUCGACGGUGCUUCCAACAAGAGCGACGCGCCAGAGCCUUCAGUCACCAUUGGGCCUGGCCUAGACGACGAGUUUGCAAACCAGCAGCGACGGAGAGGUAGCCUAGGGCUCCCUUUGAAGUCAUUGGCGAGCUCUCCUGAGACUGCGCACGCGACGCAGACCCAACCCGUUCCGGCCGGCUGUGCUGCGUUUGAGCCAGGACAGGCAUCUACUCCCGACAACACCUCGCACAAUACCACUGUUCCAGAGACGGACGCUGCUUGUCUCACCGAACACGAUCCGAACAUCAUGCCGGUAGAACUCCCCGCUGUUUUCCUUCUUGGAGAUACUGGCCAGUGUAAGGUCACGUCUUCAACACCGUGCCAGUGGUAA
Parathielavia appendiculata is the source of this 726-nucleotide messenger RNA. RefSeq lists its product as uncharacterized. Lineage: Eukaryota; Fungi; Ascomycota; Sordariomycetes; Sordariales; Chaetomiaceae. The transcript has 2 exons. The record is from RefSeq and is a predicted model, not a curated record. Bases 1 to 726 code for a protein of 241 amino acids.